Molecule: messenger RNA, 1446 nt
Organism: Phycodurus eques (leafy seadragon)
Lineage: Eukaryota; Metazoa; Chordata; Actinopteri; Syngnathiformes; Syngnathidae
Product: clusterin-associated protein 1 homolog
Exons: 12
Coding region: 1-1203 (400 amino acids)
Biological process (GO): cilium assembly
Cellular component (GO): cilium; intraciliary transport particle B; centrosome
Source: RefSeq, a predicted model, not a curated record
AUGUCUUUCAGAGACUUGCAAAAUUUCACAGAAAUGAUGAGAGCUUUGGGCUUUCCUCGCUUGAUAUCUGUGGAAAACUUCAGAACGCCAAACUUUACGCUCGUGGCAGAAAUCCUAAUAUGGCUUGCUAAAUGUUAUGAACCCCAGAUGGAAAUUCCGACUGAGACGAACACAGAGUCAGACAGAAUAUUCCUCAUCAAGACUGUGGCUCAGUUCAUGGCAACGAAAGCUCACAUCAAGAUGAACACCAAGCGUCUUUACCAGGCUGAUGGUUAUGCAGUGAAAGAGAUGUUAAAGAUCACCACGGUGCUGUACAAUGCAAUGAAGACCAAGCAAAUGACCCUGGGGGACAGAGUGGAGGAGGACACCAAGUUCAAGUUUGAACUGGGCACUCGAAUUUCAGAUCUGAAAGCAGCUCGGCAACUGGCAUCGGAGGCCACUUCAAAAGGAGCAUCUUUGUACGAUUUGUUAGGAAAGGAGGUAGACCUAAGGAAAUUGAGAACUGCUGCCAUUGCAAGACCUCUGGAGAUCAAUGAGACAGAAAAGGCCUUGAGACAUGCCAUCAAGGAGGUCUUGGAGAGUGUGGAGAAGACUAAAAUCAUGAUGAGGAAUGUUGUUUCUGAUGUUGCCAGUCUGGAUGCCAAGAAAGAAAAGAAACAUUGGCAGCUGGAAAUGAAUCAGAGGAGACUCCAAACUCUGCAAAGUGUCAGGCCAUUGUUCAUGGAUGAAUAUGAGAAGAUCGAGGAGAAGCUGGAGGAGCAGUACAAGUUGCAAGUGGAAAACUUUGCAAACUUUUAUUUCCUUGAGUGGCAGCAGGAAAAACAUAUCAGACAAGAGAAGAUGAUUGAGGAGGAAAACAAUCGAAAGAGGAUGAUGCAGCAAAUGAAGGAGAAUUAUGAGGAUUGUAUGAGUUCAUUUAAUGAAGAGGACACGCUUGAUGACAAAGGCCUCGAUGGAGACAUUGAUGAGUGUCAAACUUCUAAUCCACGGCUCACUCUAAAUGACAUUGUGGCAGGAACAGGCAUUGGGAAGAUGCUGAGUGGUGACAGUGAUGAGUCAGAGGAGAGCGAAAGAGAUGAAGAUGAAGAAGAUGAGGGCCUGGGAUUGGAUGGCUUUUUAGGGAGCCCAGAGGCAAGGGUGUCCUGCGCUUCCAGGGGAGCCAUGAAACGCCCUCUGAUGGAUAAGAGUGAUGAUGACUUUUAAAAUUCAGCUCAAACCAUAGAAGUCAGACUGAUUGUUGGUAUACUCUUAAUAGGAGACAGUAUUUGCAUGAAGAAUACCACUUUUAAUUUAGUGGAGUCCCUGUUAUAUCAAUGUUAACAUACCCUGAAAGAGCAUUGACGGUCCUCCUUUCAAAUUCACUCCGGGUAAACAUUGCCAGAGGUUGGAAGUAACGAAGUACUUCAUUACUGUACUUAAAGGUCCCAUAUUUUGGCUGUUUAGACC